Loxodonta africana (African savanna elephant) is the source of this 1565-nucleotide messenger RNA. RefSeq names its product alkB homolog 7 (gene ALKBH7). The transcript has 4 exons. The record is from RefSeq and is a predicted model, not a curated record. Gene Ontology annotation, cellular component: mitochondrial matrix. Bases 16 to 681 code for a protein of 221 amino acids. Gene Ontology annotation, biological process: fatty acid metabolic process; DNA damage response. NCBI's taxonomy places the organism in Eukaryota, Metazoa, Chordata, Mammalia, Proboscidea, Elephantidae.
ACCCGGCUCCGGGCCAUGGCCGGGACAGGGCGGCUGGCGCUGCGGACGUUGCCUGGGCAGGGCUGGGUGCGGGGCUCAGGCCCGGCCGUGCUGAGCCGCCUGCGGGACGCGGCCGUGGUGCGGCCUGGCUUCCUAAGCGCGGCCGAGGAGGAGACGCUGAGCCGCGAGCUGGAGGCAGACCUGCGUCGACGCCGCUACGAAUACGAUCACUGGGACGCGGCCAUCCACGGCUUCCGAGAGACCGAGAAGUCGCGCUGGUCGGAGGCAAGCCAGGGCAUCCUGCAGCGCGUGCGGGAGGCCGCCUUUGACCCGGGGCAGGCCCUGCUCCCCCGGGUGCACGUGCUAGACCUGGAACCGCGGGGCUACAUCAAGCCGCACGUGGACAGCGUCAAGUUCUGCGGAGCCACCAUCGCCGGCCUGUCCUUGCUGUCCCCCAGCGUCAUGCGGCUGGUGCACACUCAGGAGCCCGCAGACUGGCUGGAACUCUUGCUAGAGCCAGGCUCCCUCUACAUCCUUAGGGGCUCCGCCCGGUAUGACUUCUCCCACGAGAUCCUUCGGGAUGAAGACUCCUUUUUUGGGGAGCGCCGGAUUCCCCGGGCCCGACGCAUCUCCGUGAUCUGCCGCUCAGCCCCUGAGGAUAUGGGGCCAGAAGAGCCCAGACAGCCCCCCGCAGCCAGCUGACCCUUCCUCCCACCUGUCAAGGACGCUGUGCAAAUAAAGUUGGAGAAGCGACCACCACGCCCCCGUUUGCUGGGGCUGGAGUUUGCAGGGGAAUCCCGGGUCCCACCUGCCCAUUGGGAGUGGAGGUGGCAAGUCUCACGUCGGCUGAACACAGGGUCCCAGGCCAAGAGAGCACUUCCUUUAUUGUACCGACUGCUGGCCGCCCAGCCCACCUCCCCUCCUCCGCACCCGAGACUCCAAUAAGUGAGCGGGGCUCCUGGCACCAGCUGGGUUCUCUCAUUCGCAGCCGCAGGCGGCCGCUGAGAGCUGGACCAGCCGCUGCCAGCGGUGGCUGUCGUCGAGGAAGGCCACAUCGGCGUAGCGGGUGGGCCGGCAGCAAGGCCCACUGUGGGCGCGACCCUGGCCCCGCAGCCAGGCCAGCGUCAGGCCGUGCUGGGUGCGGGCGCCGUGGGGGCAGCUGCCGGCGCAGUAGCGGAAGACCACCCUCUCCUCCGAGGCGUAGCCCAGGCCCAGCUCGGCCACCGGCAGGGUCAGGCUCCACAGCCGGCACGGGCUGGCCGUGGCUCGGCGCAGGCGGGCGAGGGGGUGGCCGGUGCCUGGGGGGAGAUAGGGCAGCUGACAGCAGGCAGGGCCUGGGCAGGCAGCAGCUGGGGAUCAGAUGGGGAACUCGGGGUCCUUACCCAGCCACGGCCUCUGGGUCCCUCCGGUCCCUGCUACAUGCUCAGUCCAGAACUCACCAGACUCCGCCACCGGGGACCCCAGAGCAGCGGGGCCCCAGCUGAGGCCUAGUAGCAGCCACAGGAGCAGGAGACAGUGGAACAGGCCUCCUGGGGCCAUGGUGACAGGCAGGUCCUGAGGGCAGGGAGUCCCCGCCCUCAAUUUAU